GGCAUCUUCAGCUCCUGAGCCCCUCCCAGGCACUAGCCAGCAACUGGGAAGCAGCCAGCACAUCCUUCCUUGCCCAUCUCUGUGGAAACAAGCUGUGAGACAAGUCAGGAUUGGCCUGUGUCCUGUGUCGUAGCCUCACCAUGGAGCAGCUGAGCUUGGCCAACACCCGGUUCGCAGUGGACCUCUUCCGCACCCUGAAGGACAACAACCCCUCCGGGAACAUCUUCAUCUCCCCCAUAAGCAUUUCCUCGGCGCUGGCCAUGGUCUUCCUGGGGGCCAGAGGCACGACCGCGGCACAGAUGUCCAAGACUCUUCACUUCGAUGCGGUUAAGGAGAUUCAUUCCAGUUUCCAGAGUCUGAAUGCUGAUAUCAACAAGCGCGGGGCUCCCUAUAUUCUGAAACUUGCUAACAGGUUAUAUGGAGAGAAAACCUAUGAGUUCCUCCCUGAGUUCUUAGCUUCAACCCAGAAAAUGUAUGGAGCUGAACUGGCCAGUGUAGAUUUUCAGCGAGCCUCUGAAGAUGCAAGAAAGGUGAUAAACGCAUGGGUCAAAGGGCAGACUGAAGGCAAAAUUCCAGAAUUGUUGGGUGAAGGCAUGGUUGAUGAUAGGACUAAACUUGUGCUAGUUAAUGCCAUCUAUUUCAAAGGAAACUGGCAGGAGAAAUUCAGUCAAAAGGCCACAAUCGAUAAACCUUUCAGAUUGAAUAAGAAAGACACAAAAACAGUGAAAAUGAUGUAUCAGAAGAGCACAUACCCACUUGGCUACAUCGAGGACCUUAAGUGCCGGGUGCUGGAGCUGCCUUACCAGGGCAGGGAGCUCAGCAUGGUCAUCCUGCUGCCAGAUGACAUCGAGGACGAGGCCACGGGUCUGAAGAAGAUCGAAGAACAAUUGACCUUAGAAAAACUGCAUGAGUGGACCAAACCUGAGAAUCUGAGUUCCACUGAAGUCAAAGUCCACCUGCCCAGGUUCAAGCUGGAAGAGAGCUACAACCUCAACUCUCACCUGGCCAGCCUGGGUAUAGAGGAGCUCUUUACUACCAGGGCUGAUCUGUCUGGCAUGUCAAGAGCCAGAGAUCUUUUUGUAUCAAAAAUUGUCCACAAGUCUUUUGUGGAAGUAAAUGAGGAGGGCACAGAGGCAGCGGCUGCCACAGUUGCAGAUUGCGUAUAUUACUCAUUUAUGCCAGAGGAAAAUUUUGUGGCCGACCAUCCAUUCAUUUUUUUCAUUCGACACAAUCCCUCAACUAACAUCCUGUUCUUAGGCAGACUUUCUUCCCCGUAGAGUCUGUGGAAAUCCAAGGUCAAGUUCAGAGCUUUAUCACUGGCCCUUUCAAUGGUGAUAGUUUUCAUAUAUCUUCCGCAACAAAUCUACCAUCCCAAUCAAAUCUCUAACUUCCUUUGUAAUGUCAGCUCUGUUGGCUGUUUACACCCAUUAACUUUGGCAUAGGUGUCUAUUUUCCUUUAUAUAUAUAUAUUGUUUGAAGUAUUUCAAAUAGUAGUACAUAUGUCUCCUUUUUUUCCCCAUUGACCUCCCCCCGGCCUCCCCCACCCCCCAGUACAUGCCCUCACCUGCCAUCCCCCCUCAGCCCCGUGUCUUGUAUCCAUUGGUUAUGCUUAUAUGCACGCGUACAAGUCCUUCGUUGAUCUCUUCCAGCCGCCCCCCCACAACCUCCCCUGCCUUCCCGCUGUAGUUUGGCAGUCUGUUCAAUGCUUCUUUGCCUCUGUAUCUAUUUUUCCCCCAUUUCUUUCCUUUAAAAAAUCUUGCCUCUGCAGACUAGAAAUAAACAUAUAAUAACAAAAAAAUGUUUGAGUCCCAAUUUCAAUCUCCAACAGUUCUGAGUCCCUGUUUCAAUGUCAAACAGUUUCUUAUGUGUACAUUUCAUCAAUGAUAUCUGGAUGGUGGGCACAUGGUGGCAAUGCAGGUCCGACCCUCUCUGGUUUGGUCCUAGGCAACCUGCAGCGACGCACAGCUGCUGACUGUUAGCAUGGCAAGGUGUCAUCAGCAUCUUCCAUCUCUGGACUGUUUCUUCUCUUGUCUUCGUGAUUGGAGCAGACCUGUCAAUUCUUCUCUGUUGCAGGAAUCCACAUGGUCUUGGAGUUGUUUUCUGAAAAUAUACAAACAUAUUCUUGACCAAAAGUUAAUAAAGGAAU
This is a messenger RNA of Eptesicus fuscus (big brown bat), 2146 nucleotides long. Its product is annotated as leukocyte elastase inhibitor-like. Gene Ontology annotation, biological process: negative regulation of endopeptidase activity. Gene Ontology annotation, molecular function: serine-type endopeptidase inhibitor activity. The transcript is spliced from 8 exons. NCBI's taxonomy places the organism in Eukaryota, Metazoa, Chordata, Mammalia, Chiroptera, Vespertilionidae. The record is from RefSeq and is a predicted model, not a curated record. Bases 141 to 1277 code for a protein of 378 amino acids.